Messenger RNA from Dentiscutata erythropus, 189 nucleotides. The record is from the annotation of a GenBank genome assembly. Lineage: Eukaryota; Fungi; Glomeromycota; Glomeromycetes; Diversisporales; Gigasporaceae.
AUGCCGUGCUACGCUGAUACAGUUGUUAGAAUCAAAUUGGCGAGGCAGCAUGUGAAAGAAGAUGCUAAUUUGUUAGUGGUGUGGGCUCUUGGUUCUUAUCCAGUUGAGCGUGAAGAUUAUGACAUUGAAUUGAGUUUGUUUUUGUCAAAUAAUUUGGAUGAGUCUGACCCUGAGUCUCAGGCUAUUUUC